Messenger RNA from Rotaria sp. Silwood2, 975 nucleotides. The record is from the annotation of a GenBank genome assembly. NCBI's taxonomy places the organism in Eukaryota, Metazoa, Rotifera, Eurotatoria, Philodinida, Philodinidae.
AUGUCAUCAUCCGUGUUUAUCUUCGGCGCCAGUGGCUACAUUGGUCUUGGUGUAGCUCUGGCCAUGCGUCGUGCUGGUUAUCGGGUCUAUGGAAUGAUUCGCAAUGCGAAACACUCUGCUAAAUUAAUACAAAAUGAGAUUGAACCUAUUGUAGCCUCGUCAUUCGACGAAGUUCAACAAGUUGCUGACAUUCUUGCCUCAUGCUCGAUUAUUAUUGAUGCUGUCGGAUUCAAUCAAAAACUGUCACCUAUACUUUUGGAAGCAGCUCUUCGCGCCGGAAAUGAUCGAACGCAAAAUGGAAAAGUAGCACAAUAUGCUCCACUUUUUAUCUUCACUUCAGGCAUUAUGACUUACGGUGACACAUCUCCAACGGGUCGUCGUCCGGUCGAUGAAACAAUCAAGCCACGGCUUCAAGUAAUGAAAAGUCGCAGCAGUUCCUCGUCGGCCGAUGUAACGAACAUGAAGGAACGCGAAGACUAUGAGAAUCAAGUCUUGGCCAGCUCUUGUGCCUCGCUCAAGACUACAGUUAUACGACCUGGCUUCGUCUAUGGUGGUCAAGGUGGUUUUGUGGCCGAUCUGUUCUAUUCAGAACCUCUAGUUAUUCAAGGACGAAGAGAUAUGCGUUGGAGUUGGGUUCACGUCGAUGAUCUAGCUGAAGGCUAUGUCGCUGUAGGACGCGCUCCACGCAGCGUUGUCGACGGACAACUAUACAAUCUUGCCGCUCCAAACGAUAAUCCCACGUAUGAAGAAUUGCGAACUGCAAUGGCUAAAGCUCAGGGUCGAAAAGAAAAUAUUAAGUACAAGGAAGCUGAGGCUGAUGUACCAUCGCGAUGGGAUACGGAUUCGAUUAUCAAUCCAGCCAAGGCUAUGAACGAGUUAGGCUGGCGACCAAGACAUGUGGGUUUUGUCGAGGAAAUCGAGACGUAUUAUAAGGCAUGGGCAGCUCACAAAGUUACUCAAGAGACAACCAAGUAG